Messenger RNA from Hansenula anomala, 615 nucleotides. RefSeq lists its product as uncharacterized. Lineage: Eukaryota; Fungi; Ascomycota; Saccharomycetes; Phaffomycetales; Wickerhamomycetaceae. The coding region runs from base 1 to 615 and encodes 204 amino acids. The record is from RefSeq and is a predicted model, not a curated record. The transcript has a single exon.
AUGACCGACUCACCUCAUACUCCAAUAAAUUUAAUAAAUUCAAAUCCAACUUCAAAUUCAACUUCCAUAUAUAAUCAACUAUUGAAAUCCCCUUUGAAUUUCGAUUCUGAUAUAGAUGAACAAGAUGAAAGUCAUCAUCUUCUACAGUUUGAACAACCAUUUGAUCAAUCACCAAGUUCCAAUUCAGAAAAUGUUGAAAUAAUGAUUAGUAACUUGAUGAUAGUAUUGGAAGAUCCUCAAAAAGAUGUCAACAAACAACAGAUUAAAACAAUAUUACAAAAAUGCUUAAUAACAAUAUCUCAUUAUAAAUUACAGAAUGAGAUCUUGAGGUUUGAAAACAAUGAAGUUAAUAAAAGAAAUGAUGUUGAAAAUGAUUUAAUCAAGAGACAAGUUGAUUAUUUAUUGAAAUCUCCAUUCAAACCAUCAGAUGAAUCAUCAAUAACUCAUGAAGAAACUACAGUCCAACCUAAGAAACAGAGAAGAAGUUCUUCAAGAGUGAAAAAACCAACAACUGGUGCAAAGAACUUAAAAUUGGUUGAAAAAUUUAACAAUCAUCCUGAUAAAUUAAAUGAAUUCAAUAAUUGUAUUAAAGUGUUUCAUUUAGAAAAAAACUGA